Diatraea saccharalis (sugarcane borer) is the source of this 1263-nucleotide messenger RNA. The record is from the annotation of a GenBank genome assembly. Lineage: Eukaryota; Metazoa; Arthropoda; Insecta; Lepidoptera; Crambidae.
AAAUGGAUAACAAAUUGUCAUAAUGUAACAUAUGCAAACUUCUCAAUUGCCUUUAUUGUUUUACCUAGUAUUAUUGCAGGUUUUGAAAAACCUUCGGCAAUCCAACAAAGGAGUAUUCUGCCUAUGGUCAAAGGAAGAGACGUUAUAGCUCAGGCUCAAUCUGGUACUGGUAAAACGGCGACAUUUUCAAUAUCUAUACUCCAAUCUUUGGACACCACUCUACGUGAGACUCAAGUGUUAGUACUUUCUCCUACCCGCGAGUUAGCAACCCAGAUUCAAAAGGUUAUUCUCGCUUUGGGAGAUUUCAUGAAUGUUCAAUGCCACGCCUGCAUUGGUGGGACAAGUCUAGGUGAAGACAUUCGUAAACUAGAUUACGGACAACAUGUGGUUUCUGGUACUCCUGGGAGAGUGUUUGACAUGAUCAAGAGACGUGUUUUGAGAACAAGAUCUAUAAAAAUGCUAGUUCUUGAUGAAGCCGAUGAGAUGUUAAAUAAAGGUUUCAAAGAACAAAUAUAUGAUGUGUAUCGCUAUUUACCACCUGCGACACAAGUUGCUCUCAUCUCUGCAACAUUGCCUCAUGAAAUUCUUGAAAUGACAUCCAAGUUUAUGACUGACCCAAUCAGAAUUUUGGUAAAACGUGAUGAGUUGACCCUAGAAGGUAUUAAACAAUUCUUUGUGGCUGUGGAGCGUGAAGAAUGGAAAUUUGAUACACUGUGUGAUUUAUAUGACACUCUUACGAUCACGCAAGCAGUGAUAUUUUGCAAUACAAAGAGGAAAGUUGACUGGCUCACACAGAAGAUGCGAGAAUCCAAUUUCACCGUCAGCUCUAUGCAUGGUGAUAUGCCUCAAAAAGAAAGAGAUAAUAUUAUGAAAGAGUUUCGUUCUGGCCAAACUCGUGUAUUAAUAACAACCGAUGUUUGGGCCCGAGGGAUUGAUGUACAGCAAGUAUCUCUCGUUAUAAACUAUGAUCUGCCUAACAAUAGAGAAUUAUACAUCCAUAGAAUUGGUCGAUCUGGCCGAUUUGGACGUAAAGGUGUAGCAAUAAACUUUGUGAAAUCAGAUGAUAUUCGCAUUUUAAGAGACAUUGAACAGUACUACUCAACCCAAAUAGAUGAAAUGCCAAUGAAUGUGGCUGACUUAAUUUGAGUUUUUUUCAUAAGCGCUAAUUUAUUAUAUCAUGUUUAUAACUAUAUCAAUAUAAAUUUAAAUAAAAUUAUUUUAUUAUUCCCUUUUGGAUUUUCUAUUUGAACCACCUAUUUUUUG